Molecule: messenger RNA, 391 nt
Organism: Salvelinus sp. IW2-2015
Lineage: Eukaryota; Metazoa; Chordata; Actinopteri; Salmoniformes; Salmonidae
Source: RefSeq, a predicted model, not a curated record
GGGACACCGCGAAGGAAUAGAGAUCCGUAUAAAGACUCCCGUCGGGGAUAUGGACUCAUCCGUGGACUGCCCAUCACUUUUGAGCUUCAGUGACUUGUUGGUCGCUAUAAGGGAUGUCAUGCCCGAAACCACAAUCACUGCGUUUGAAUAUGAGGAUGAGGUGGGUGAUAGAAUCACUGUGAGGAGUGAUGAAGAACUCAAAGCCAUGCUGUCAUAUGUGAGUAUUGUUCUCUUCAACAUGACACUUUGUUGGACUCCCAAACCCCCAGUUUACCUGACUAGACUCCCAAACCCCCAGUUUACCUGACUAGACUCCCAAACCCCCAGUUUACCUGACUAGACUCCCAUACCCCCAGUUUACCUGACUACACUCCUAUAACCACAGUUUACC